UUCUGGUGGGAGGUCUCAGCUCGCCAGGGAUGCCAUAAAGGUUGCACCGCAGGGCCGUAUUCGCUUUUCAAGACAUUUGCCGAGGCUGGCCUCCUUCCAGCAAUAGCGCUAUUUACUGUUUAUUGGCGAGCGCGCCCUUUACUGCGCCGGAAGUAGCCAUAUGUUGUUUCAGCGGCCAAAUCCGCGGCGAUCACCGAUGCAGGGUUGCAAGAAGGAAAUGACCAUAUCCAAAGCCCGUUGCUAGACGUCAAGGUCUAAAAAGGCAAAUGUUUCCUCAGUUUGUGCCGGCCCUCACGCCUGUCCAAAUCUCAAUCUUCUCGCUCAAAAAUGGACCAUAUCAAGUUCUACCAGCCCGGGUCCCAGCCGUUCAAACCUCCCAUCCGUUUUAUCCCAUAUACUGGCAAUAAAACCACCAGCAGCUCAAAGCCUGUUUCCAAGUCGGUUUCCCCUACCCCAAAGCGGAAGCGCGAGCGAAAAUCCUCGAAAGCAAAGACUGCCCACCCGAUCACCCGCACGCGUCAAGAGAAGGAUCCACUUUCAAAACCUCCCAGCGUGCAAGCCUGAGAGACCUCCAUGGACGAUCCGCAAUCCUUCAGACCAGAAGCGGGCGCGCAGAGCAGGGGCCGCACAGGUACGAUCUGUGAUGACGACCCCCUUCACAGUCUCUUCUACGAUGACGACGACGAGCCCAAUACUGAUUCGCGAGCUAUCGCCGCCUUGGGCGGUGUCACCGGCAAUCGCGGCCCUCUCAAUGGAAACAAAUGCACGCAGCAGGACUAUGAAGGCUGGGGUGACGAGGAGCAUGAUCCGGUUGACGAGAUACCGGAGACCCAAUUUCCCCGUAUUGAUGACAGUGAAGAUCAAACAACACCCGCCAAUGACGGUAACCAGAUGCUCGACGAUAUAGCCCCUGCCUGGUCGAUAUCCCGGCCGCCCGGACAGCACGCCGCUGAGGUCCGGGAAUCUGAUCAGGACAUUGAGGCCCUCCGUACCCAUCCUAGCCGCUCAAGCGCUGAUCCCACUGGCCCGGUCGGCGCCUCCGGCAGCAUGCCCCGUGUGCAGGUAGAGCCAGGAGACACUUCAGAUACGCCAAUCAUAAUCACCGAUGAUGAUCCGCGCUUGGGUGAUGGCAGAACCUCGGCCGGGGUGGAUACUUCACCGUCUGAUACCUUCUCAGGAAAGGCCGCAGGGCUCUCAGGUAGCCGGGAGCUGUCUGAAGGCUCUUCAUGCCAAGUGAAGGAAGAGCUCAGCCCAGACGACGACGCGGUCCCUCCCACCAGGGCGCCCAAGCGCAAGCGUGCACAUCUAUCUUCGCAAGAGGAUAGCCAGUAUGACUGCAUUGAGUUCAUCAACAUGACCAAUGCAACUGCUGGCAAUAUUUCUCAAAGAACGAGCAACAAGCGGCCGAAGCUAGUCAGGUCGAAGUCUCUUCCCCCCACAGGAAGCUACUGCGCACCGGUGAAUCGCCGUCAGCGGGACCAAAGCAGCCAGAUCUAUGAAGAAUCGGUUCAGAUUGGAAGCAGUGCCUCCCCCGAUGUUCAGCCGCUAGGCUUCUCUCGGGCAUAUUCAUACAAGCGCCUCACCGGAUAUAUGGUUAUUGAUGGGGUCCCACAUGUUGAGGUUGCCUGGCAUCGGUCUGUGGAGCCGGCUGAAUUGUUUUCCGCUGACGAGGUGGAAGGUAUAAAGCGACGUUGUACUUUGCAAAAUGCUGGGCGACGGGGAAGGCCAUCGAAACCGCAGGGAAAGCAGGGAAAGCAGGGAAAGCAGCUGAAGCGGCGCGGCAGGCCACCAAAGUCUAAAUAGGGUUGUUGCAGGCUAAACAAAUCUUAUGCUAUCUUUCAAUAUCACAUUUUCAAUCCUUUGACAGUG
Coccidioides immitis RS is the source of this 1869-nucleotide messenger RNA. RefSeq lists its product as uncharacterized. The transcript is spliced from 3 exons. Lineage: Eukaryota; Fungi; Ascomycota; Eurotiomycetes; Onygenales; Onygenaceae. The record is from RefSeq and is a predicted model, not a curated record. Bases 574 to 1803 code for a protein of 409 amino acids.